GAACAGGACAGACAAACAGAUCGAUGGGGACUACUUGCAGUGCUAAAGUGCAGAAUUCAGAGUAAAAAAGGGAGGAAAAGAUGUCGCUCGAAGGAAAGAUUUAUCAAGAUUUGACAACGAAUGAGGGUUUACAUUCCCAUCGCCGAACAUUUGGACCAGAAACCGGUGGACAUGUGUUUCAAAAUCACCGAAUGGUUAUACUAAGUCUUGGCUUGCUAAAUGCUGCUCUGCUGAUUUCUGCUGCUGUCAUUGGGAUUUACUGUGCUAAUGCCAAAGACCUUCAGAUUCCUGAUUUAGCAGCUUCACCCCUUCUUGUUGAGGUGAACUUUCUCCGCAACCAUACGGAAAUAAUAAGAGACAAACUGGAGGCUCAGAACACUUUGACGAAAGAGCGCACCAACCAUGUCCAGCUAAAGCUGGAAGUGAAGCAGAAGAAGAUUUUGACUGACAGCCUUCAGAUGAAAAUUAGCAUGCUGCAAACAAUGAAGACAAAGCUCCAGUCCAAUACAUCUGCUUUUGAGAAAAACUGUGGCAGAUGCCCAUCAGGAUGGCUCCUAGUUAAAACGUCAUGUUAUUACUUCUCUAAUUAUGAAGUGGCCUCAAGAAAGAACUGGUCUGAUAGCAGAGCAGACUGCAUUCGUCAAGGAGGCGACCUGCUCGUGAUCGACAACUUGGAGGAACAGCAACUCAUAAGUAUGAAUUUUCCAAGGACGGAAAGUAGUAGCAUUUGGUUGAUAUACGGAUUCUGGAUUGGCCUUACUGAUGUGCAACAUCAGGGAACGUGGACAUGGAUAAACAAUGUGACUGAGACGUCUGUAACGUACUGGAAAACUGGGGAACCCCGUAGUACUGGAGCUCAGAGUGGGAACUGUGCUGCUUUUCAUUACUAUGGAGACACUAUAAAGACUUGGUACACUGGAAACUGCCAAGAGUAUCUACUUAACUGGAUCUGUGAAAAGAGGCCAAGCAAUGUAUGAAAUCGUUUAAGCAUAUAUAUGAGCCGCCUGGCAACUUUUGAUAGCCAAUGUAGUUGGUUAUAGUAUGAAAACUUAGAUUUUCAUGACAUCAAAUCAUAAAAAAUUUUUCUUCUUCAUUUGUCAAAAAUUUUUUCCAUUAUCUUGUUUGACAUAUGAAAAUGUCAUUCAUUAGGGCCAGGGCCCUAGGUUAGAGCUAGUUUUGUUGCCCUACAAGUUUCUCUUACAAGUUACAAUAGGUUGAUACAUUAGUUACUAGGCAUGUAAUGGUACAUUCAGAAGUGAGAUUUUAGUAAUUAGUAAUGAACUUAGUUUGUGGGAAAACUAAGAAUCUUCACAGUUUUGUUUUUUUUCAGAAAUAAAGGUUUUACAAUUUACAAACUGUGUUUUAAAGAAUCUUUAUCAGUUUAGAAGGUUUUUGUCAAGAUUUGACUCGUUUAUCUGUUGCACUUUUAUGCUUGCCAAAUCAUAAGGAGGUCUUAAUGCCAAAAUAAACUGAAAAUACUUGUUUUGAUUUCACAAAUGAAUAAAGGUUUUGUGAAUGUG
Messenger RNA from Girardinichthys multiradiatus, 1520 nucleotides. RefSeq names its product C-type lectin domain family 4 member M-like. The transcript is spliced from 6 exons. Lineage: Eukaryota; Metazoa; Chordata; Actinopteri; Cyprinodontiformes; Goodeidae. The coding region runs from base 81 to 977 and encodes 298 amino acids. The record is from RefSeq and is a predicted model, not a curated record.